AUGUCGUCGUCGGUCAAGUUCGACGUCAAAGAGACGGUGGCCAGCGUCACUGGCAAGCAGGACCUCGCCAAUGAGGUCGGUAAUGCUAUCACCAAAGGUGCUGGGGCCGGUGGCUACCUGGCUCUGCAAAGCAACCCUCUUCGCACCAAGAUGAUCACCUCGGGCUCCCUCUCUGGUGUCCAAGAAGUGCUCGCUUCAUGGAUCGCAAAGGACCGCAACAAGAAUGGCCACUACUUCACCUCGCGUGUGCCCAAGAUGGCCCUCUACGGCGCCUUUGUUAGCGCUCCUCUCGGUCACAUCCUCAUCAACAUCCUGCAGAAAGCCUUCGCUGGCCGGACCAGUCUGAAGGCCAAGAUUCUGCAGAUCCUCGCCAGCAACCUGAUUGUUGCCCCCAUCCAAAACACCAUCUACCUCUCCGCCAUGGCCAUCAUCGCAGGCGCCCGCACCUUCCACCAAGUCCGCGCUACCGUUCGCGCCGGACUCCUUCCCGUCAUGAAAAAGUUCCUUCCCCAAGAAACCUGGGUACCUUUCUUCAACAUCAUCGCCUUCGUAAUUGGUACAUACAUCAAUGCACACACCAAGAAGAAGCGCCUGGCUGCCUUGAGAAAGAAGCACUACGGUGACUCUAGAAGCACCGGUCGUCCUGAAGAUGACAGACGUCCUAACUUCUAG
Aureobasidium vineae is the source of this 672-nucleotide messenger RNA. NCBI's taxonomy places the organism in Eukaryota, Fungi, Ascomycota, Dothideomycetes, Dothideales, Saccotheciaceae. The record is from the annotation of a GenBank genome assembly.